AUGCCGCGGGCUGCUCCAAACUUCGGGCAUGUGCAGAUGAAGGCCGUGUUGUUCAUGUUGCUUUUGGCCGGUCACGAUUGCGUCCGUGUGACUGAAGAAGUUCAAUGGUCAAAGUCCAAAUGGGACCAGCUGCAUGAGGAUUGCACUUGGUCGUUCACCAAGGGGUGUGGUGGUGAGGGAUGUGUGCGGAAGCGCUUGCCUUUGGACUUGACUCCUUCAGCGAGUUGCCGGCACACGGAUGCAUACCUGCUGAAGCACAAUGGUAUGAAGAACUUUCAGACCAUCGUGAACCACUUGCAGGAGAAGAGUGACAAGUUUGCCGAGUCUUGCCAAGGGGCCCGCUUUUGGAAUCGCAAGUGCAAGCGUCGCGAGGCACAGAUCUUCGAAGCGAUGAUGUUCAUCACCAGGGCACCGACUGACAAGGACUUUAUGUCCCAACUGGAUGAAGGUCAAAAAGCCACUGUUGGCGAUGCCUUGGGAAAGACCUUGCAGAACCUUGCUUCUUCAGAAGAAGAGCGCCAACUGAUCCAGGAGCUGACGCGGAAGAUGAAGGGACACGGAUCCGAGUUCCUGAAGAAUCCAGAGGAGUUCUCAGCCAAGGCCACCCAGCUGGUGAUGGAGCUACUGGAAGGCUCACCCGAAGAGAAAGAAGCAGCCAAAAAAGAGAUCUCCGAGAUGCCAGAGACAGCUCCAGCACUGUCAGCAGACGAGGAGGCCACCGCCAUCCAGAAGCUGAAAGACAUGGAAAAGGAGUUUGAAGAAAACCGUGGAGACAUUGAGCAUGCCUUGGACGAGGUGGACCAAAAGACCAACGAGCUAGUAGAAGAGGAGGCAGAUGAGGACGAAAAUGAGGGUGGUGACUCUGCCUUGCAAAUCCGUCCAACAGAAAUAGAGGACCGUAAAGGCACCGCUCUCCUUCUGAGCAUCAGCGUGAGCUGGUUUCCAAUACUACUCCUUGCGCUGACCAGCCCAGUGGGAUGGACCAUCCUCGCCUCCGUCAUUAUUUGGGGAGUGACCGCCAACUUUUUCUGUUUUCUGGAAAUGGAUGGAGCGAACGAGCACUACAAAGAUUGCGUGAAGAAAGUCCUUUUAGCUCCUGUGAAUGCGGUGAAAUUCCUGGCCAAGGGGGCCUGGCGGAUCAGUAAGAAAGCCUACCGCUUCAUUCGUGGGAAGAACGAGACCAGCACAAGUAACCUUCAGAUCACCAGAGCGGCUGCGCUUGGGGGGGAUGCCGACUUCUAA
Durusdinium trenchii is the source of this 1242-nucleotide messenger RNA. Lineage: Eukaryota; Dinophyceae; Suessiales; Symbiodiniaceae. The record is from the annotation of a GenBank genome assembly.